Messenger RNA from Prorocentrum cordatum, 1233 nucleotides. The record is from the annotation of a GenBank genome assembly. Lineage: Eukaryota; Dinophyceae; Prorocentrales; Prorocentraceae.
AUGGCGCUGCUCAGCGAGAUGCGUGAGGUGAAGUUGGAGACCGACUUCAGCUACAACGCUGGGAUCAGCGCGUGCGAGAAGGGCAAACAGUGGCAGCGGGGUUUGGCGCUGCUCAGCGAAAUGCGGGAGUCCAGGCUGGAUCCUACCGUGAUCAGCUACAACGCUGGUAUGAGCGCGUGUGCGAGAUGCGGCCCGUGGCAGCAAGCGCUGUUGCUGCUCAGCGAGGCGUGGGAGAGCAGCCUAGAACCGAACGAGAUCAUAAGCUACAGCGCUGUGAUCAGCGCGUGCGAGAAGGGGGAGCAGUGGCAGCGGGCUUUGGCGCUGCUCGGCGAGCUGUGGGUGGCAAGGUUGGAACCCAACUCUAACCUACAACGUGGGAAUCAGCGCGUGCGAGACGGGCAAGCAGUGGCAGCGAGCUUUGACGUUGCUCAGCGAGAUGCGGGAGGCGAAGCUGGAGCCAGGCGUCCCCUUGUCUCUUACAGCGCUGGGAUCAGCGCGUGCGAGAAGGGCGAGCAAUGGCAGGAGGCUUUGGCGCUGCUUAGCGGGAUGCGGGAGGCGAAGCUGGAGCCCAACGUCAUCUCUCCUACAAGCUGCAAUGCUGGGGUGAGCGCGUGUGAGAAGGGCGAUCAGUGGCAGCGGGCCUUGGCGCUCCUCUGCGAGAUGCGGGAAGCGAGGCUGGAGCCCGACGUCAUCUUCAGCUACAGCGCUGGGAUCAGCGCGUGCGAGAAGGGCGAUCAGUGGCAGCGGGCUCUGGCGUUGCUCAGCAAGAUGCGGGGGGCGAAGCUGGAGCCCAACUCAGUUACAACGCUGGGAUCAGCGCGUGCGAGAAGGGCGAUCAGUGGCAGCGGUCUUUGGCGCUGCUCAGCGAGAUGUGGGAGGCGAAGCUCGAGCCCGACGGCAUCUCUUCAGCUACAAUGCUGGGAUCAGCGCGUGCGGGAAGGGCAAGCAGUGGCAACGGGCCCUGGCGCUGCUCAGCGAGACGUGGGAGGCGAAGCAGGGUCCCGACGCGUGUCUCCUACAACGCAGGGAUCAGUGCGUGCGAGAAAGGCGGGCAGUGGCAGUGGGCUUUGUUGCUGUUCAGCGAGAUGUGGGAGGCGAAGCAGGAACCCAACCCCCAGUCAGCUACAGCGCUGGGAUCAGCGCGUGCGAAAAAGGCGAGCAGUGGCCGCGGGCGCUGGCUCUGCUGAGCGAGGCGCGGGAAGCCGAGCUGGAGCCCAACGUCGUCUAUCUUGA